Molecule: messenger RNA, 1950 nt
Organism: Dermatophagoides farinae (American house dust mite)
Lineage: Eukaryota; Metazoa; Arthropoda; Arachnida; Sarcoptiformes; Pyroglyphidae
Product: poly(A) RNA polymerase GLD2
Biological process (GO): RNA 3'-end processing
Molecular function (GO): poly(A) RNA polymerase activity
Source: RefSeq, a predicted model, not a curated record
AUGCAAUUUUCAAUUUAAAAUUCAUUGCAAGCACAAACACGCUGCUAUUUUGUUUAUUCUUUUUGUUCAAAUGUCUUCAAAUAUUUUGAUUGAUCAUCAAGACGCUGCUAUAAUAUCAAGCAAAAUUGCUCAAAUUUCUAGUCCGAAAAUGUCUAAUACGUUGCAGAAAUUGACCAACCAAUUGCAAGCGAUUGGUCUGAAACAACAUGAUGAACAAGCAACUUCCUCAUCUGAUAAUGCCGGUGCACAAACCACAGGAUCAUCCAAGAAACGUCGUUCACGUCAAUCGAAUCGUUCGCGUUCUCGAUCACGAUCCAAUAGUUUCAAUAUUUCUUCACCCUCUACCGAUGGCAAUCAUCAUCAACGCCAACAACUAAAUCAGGAAAGAAGUGAUUCGCUUGUACGACAGAAAAAUGUUCGAUUUUCGUUGAGUAAUUCAACUUUGUCACUGCCAUCGACCGUAUCGAAUUCGGCUACAAUUCAACGAAUCUUCACCAAUACUGGCUUCAAUAAUCGAUUGCGACAUCGUUCGAAUAGUGAAUCUCAUUUAUCAUCAAAUGAUAGUGUGGUUGUCAAUAUGCCACAGCGUAACCAUCGACAACAACAACGUAGUAUGAUGAAUACGAAACCUGGAACGUCAAAUGAUUUUGUUUCACGAGAAAUAAUGGAUUACUAUCAUCGUAAUCGUCAAUCAAGUGAUAAAUAUAAAGCCAAACAAAUUCUGCGAGAAAGUCUUGAGAAUACUUUUAAACAAAGUUUUCCAGAUUAUUUCAUCAAUUUGCAUAUAAUUGGCUCAAGUACAAAUGGAAUUGGUGAUAAUGCUUCAACAGUUGAUAUCUGUGUUAUGGCUCAUAAAAAAUCCAUAUUGCCCGCGCAUUCGGAACAAGUUCCAGUGCCGAAUAGCAAAAACGAAAAGAAACCGACAGAAAAAUCACCAAAAAAACCAGUUGAACAAGUUGAAGAAAAAAUUGUUCAUGCUGCUGCUGAUUCAAAUACCGAUGGUGGUGAUGACACCAAUGAAAAUGACAAUGAUGAUAGUGGCAAUGUGAUUGGAAAUGAAGAUUUGGCCUUGAAACAUAUCGAGAAGAUUCUUCAGAGUAAAAAUUUCGCACAAAACAUUGUAUUGAUACCGGCAAGAGUACCGAUCAUAAAAUUCAAAGAUAACAUCUGCAAUAUGAAUGUGACAUUGAAUCUGAAUCAGGAGGUAUCGAUUCGUAAUACACAGCUGAUUCGUGAUUAUUCCAAAAUGGACUGGCGUUUCCCACAAUUGGCAAUGAUCAUUAAGGAAUGGGCACGUGAAAAUCGUAUCAACAGUGCUGUUGAGAAAAGUAUCUCACCAUACAGUUGGACAUUGAUGGUCAUCCAUUAUCUUCAGGCUGUUGAACCGCCAGUAUUGCCUUGUUUGCAGAAAAUGUCGCCACAACGUUAUGAUAUCGAUAUCAAUAUGGACGAUGAACGUAAUGUAUGGCGACAGGCGCCAGUCAAAUGGCAAUCCAAAAACAAUAACUCAUUGAAACAAUUGAUGAAAGGAUUUUUCCGUUAUUUUGGCUAUGUUUAUCGUUAUGAUCAACACAUCAUAUCGAUUCGUGAAGGAAAAGUAUUGAAUCGUAUCUAUCAUCGAUCAUCGAAUGGUGUCGGUACCGAUGAAAAUGCCGUCAUUCAAUGGAAUUCUCUAAUGUGCGUGGAAGAACCGUUCAACCGAUCAAAUACGACACGUUGUGUGAAAGAUUAUGCAACAUUCGAACGUGUCAAAGAGCUACUUCGAAUGUCUUCGAAUGCAUUGAAAGGCAAUCGUAUUUCGUUGUUCAACAUCAUUGUCGAUGACAUGGAUUUUCCAAACAAAUAUUAAUUGUUUCUCGAAAUAAUUCUUAUGAUCUCAACUGAUUAAUUUUGAAUUUUGAUUUUUCCUUUAUAAUUAUCAAAUGGUAUAAAAAAAUUUUUGUUCAAUAA